AUGUCAGAAUUAUUGCGAUACCCAACAUGCAUGAAAAAUGGGAAAAAUGAGCUUAAACAAAUUGUUUGUGAUGGUAAACAAGUAGAGGAGUCAGAUAUUGAUAAAUUACCCUAUCUGCAAGCGAUUAUAAAGGAAACUACGAGAAUGCGCCCGCUAGCCCCGUUUCUUAUCCCUCGCCAAGUUUAUACAGAAGUUGAUUUAUGUGGUUACACAAUCCCAAAGGGAGCACAAGUAUUGGUUAACGUUUGGGCAAUAGGUCGAGACCCCGAUAUCUGGGAAAGCCCCAUGGAAUUUAAGCCUGAGAGGUUUAUAGAUUAA
Impatiens glandulifera is the source of this 318-nucleotide messenger RNA. Its product is annotated as geraniol 8-hydroxylase-like. Bases 1 to 318 code for a protein of 105 amino acids. NCBI's taxonomy places the organism in Eukaryota, Viridiplantae, Streptophyta, Magnoliopsida, Ericales, Balsaminaceae. The transcript has a single exon. The record is from RefSeq and is a predicted model, not a curated record. Gene Ontology annotation, molecular function: oxidoreductase activity, acting on paired donors, with incorporation or reduction of molecular oxygen; iron ion binding; monooxygenase activity.